Molecule: messenger RNA, 1953 nt
Organism: Lithohypha guttulata
Lineage: Eukaryota; Fungi; Ascomycota; Eurotiomycetes; Chaetothyriales; Trichomeriaceae
Exons: 2
Coding region: 1-1953 (650 amino acids)
Source: RefSeq, a predicted model, not a curated record
AUGCCGACUAGCACGAUGCUAGCUGUGCCACUAAGCACCACUGGCAGUCAAAUGCACCAAGAUGGCUCAAUAACUCCUAAGUCCAGCAAAACACGAUCAUUGUCUGAUGUGCCUCCUAAACCCUCCUUAUCACCAUCGCCUGCGAUUCGAGAAGCUGUCCGACGUGUUUCCAAGGAUGAUUCUGCUGCAGAGCCCAUCACGCCUCGGAGACCCCAGUACCAUAUGAGAGGUCUAUCGCUGCAGAUGCCGUCCAAAGAGAACAGUCAGGGUAGUCCGACAGUACCUCGCAUACCUCUCUCUCCUAAGCUUGACUCUUCCAGCAUCUAUGGCUCACCUGGCUCGGUGCUACCCAGGCGUUCGAGAGGGUUGGACUUCGCCAGAGCGUCUACAAAUCUACACCAGACCACGCUAGCCGAGUCUUCUCCAGAUGCUUCGCCCAUCACAGGAAGAGGCAUCAAUAUUCCACAAAGAAGAAGCAUUGGGACACAUCACCUUGUGUCUGAAUCACCGAGUCAAUCAAACGCUCUGUGGUCAAGCAUGCAUGGAGAACGUACAAAUCUAUCCAGCUCUGUCAGCAGUAUCAAUAUGAUGGAUUCAGACACAGAUUCUGACGAAUCUUCAGAUAUGGCUGUGGACAGGGACGCAGAUGAUCCCGUGCUUAAUACACCCGCUGCCGCAAGGAUCAAUGGUCUGGCUGCGACACAUAGUCCUGGUAUGGACUGGCUCAACAACAAUGGUCCGACAAACUCACAAAUGUCUCUCUUGAGCUUCCAGCCACAUCUGUUGAACUUCAGGAGAGCCAGACUGCGGAACAACAAAUCCUCACAUUCUUCCAGUAGUGUCAGCAUGCGCAGUUCGAAGCCUUCGCCCGGUCCUCUAUCUCCGCCCAUGAGGGCAGAAGGCUCAAGCUAUUUCGGCCUGAUGAAGGAACAAGCAAGAUCAAGGAGAGAAAGCCUGAGUUUAGGGACAGACGAUCUACAGCUUUCCGAUAGUGAAUCGGAUGGUGACAACAAGAUGAAUAGUGGCGGUAACUCUGGCAACGACGGUUCAAGCGAAAGAGGUGUUAUACGCAGAGCUGUCACAAGGCGAAGCAAUUUGCUGCCCAAGACGAAGGGGUUUGCCAGAAUACGAGCAGCUCUCAUGGAAGAAUCAGAUCCCCUACACAGCGAAGCAAGAAGAGAGGCCGAAGUAAUCAAGCAGGUCAACGAAAGUGAUGCGUACAACAGCAAGUCUGACCACGUCCUGAGUGCCAGUAUGGUGGCAGAACCAUUGCAAGCAUCCAUUGAGACAGCCGGCACGACCGAACUUUCCGAAUCAACCACCAACGAAUCUCAAUCGUCCGAUUUUGCUAGCAACGAGCCUUUCAGCUCGCAUGCGAAACGCAAUUCUGGUGGGCUUGGGUUUUGGAACAACUUUGAGCAUACUCCUCCCAAUAACAUCGACCGGUACCGGACACCUCCACCUAGUCUUUCGCACAUGGACUCGACGGUCUCGGACGAUGCUAUGGCUUCUUCGAACACACCAGUCCACGAACACAACCAUGCCUCGUCCCUAAUCCGGCAGCUGCACAACUCGAGGUCGCGCUCACGAUCUACAACCCCUCUAGCAUCAGCAGCAGCAUCGCAAGGUGUCAGCAAUACUCAGAACAAUCCCCCUACUGCAGGUGAUGUUGCGCGGAAGGUGAAUAACAAGCGAAGAAGAGAUGAUGACUUUGACCCUGCGUCCUUCAAACGGCGUGCAGUCUCGCCCGGUAUGAUGAACUCGGCACAGAGCUCACCUAUUGUACCGCAAAGCCCGACCUUGAACAACGACAAAGCCUGGGGUCGUCCACCAUCGAAGACGCAUGGUGAGAGAAGCAACAGUGGUGGGAGUAUUAGCAACAGUGGUCCCAAGAGAGUGGGCUUACAGGGAAUGACGGAAGCAAGUGAUGGAUUCAUGAGUAACCGGUGUUGA